AUGAUACAACAAGAGUGGGACAAGGAUAUAGUUACACUUAGUUUGAAUGAAUCUGUUAUCAAAAACUACGCACAAAAUUCAUCAAGUUUACAAUGCUGUUAUCAAAAUAUAACUCGGGUGAAUGGAUCGGACAAUAAUAUUAACCUUUCUACUUGCAAAUCUUUUCAUAAUAAAAUCCAGUUGCCAGAAAAAUCGGAAUUUGUUUUAGUUCGAUGUAAAGUAAAUGGAAAUGUAGUCUACAAAAAUGGUUAUGCUUUGGUUCGAAAAAAGUCUGACGUUGUUAAAAGAUUCAAAAAGCCAAAAUUUAGUAAUAAUAGUACUCAAAAAAGGCCAUUAAGUGUGUUACUUAUUGGAAUUGACAGUAUUUCACGACUAAAUCUGAAGCGAUCAAUGCCAAAAACUGCUAACUAUUUACAUUCCAACGGCUGGAUGGAACUUGAAGGUUACAACAAGAUUGCUGAUAACACAUUUCCAAAUUUAAUGGCAAUACUUACUGGAUUUAAUAGUACAAUGUCAUACAAAGUUUGUAGUCCAACUAAAAUGGGUAAACUUGAUGCUUGUCCUAUGGUUUGGUACACAUUUAAGGAAAAUGGAUAUGCAACAGCAUAUGCCGAAGACGAAAUGUCUAUUAAUACAUUCAAUUAUCACAAAACUGGAUUUGUGUCACCUCCAGUUGACCAUUAUUUUCGUCCAUUUGGACUGGCGGCAGAAAGCUAUUUGCAAAAGAAGAAAGAAGACCAUCUUGACGUGUGUCUCGGCUAUCAAACGUAUGCAGAUCAUAUAUACCAGUAUGCCGUUGAUUUUGCCACGCAAUACAAAGGAAAUCCGUAUUUUGGGCUCUUCUGGACAAGUUCCUUUUCUCACAAUGAUUUUUCUUCGCCAACUGCCAUGGAUGCGCAAAUGCUGAGUUACGUUGUAAAAUUAAAUGAAACAGGAAUCUUGAACGAUGCGCUGGUAGUGUUUUUCAGUGAUCAUGGAGUAAGAUUUGGAGAUGUGCGCAAAUUACUUAUUGGAUGGUACGAGGAACGACUUCCAUUCAUCUUCUUCUCAUUCCCAGCAUGGUUCAAGGAGAAAUAUUUCGAUUACGUGAGAAAUUUCGAAAUAAAUAAAAAUCGUCUUACAACCCCGUUUGACUUGCAUGUGACACUAAAGAAUGUGUUAUCAUUGUCUAAAUCAUUCACUGAAAAUCUUUCAUCUUCUUCAUGUGCCUCGUGUCAAAGUCUUUUUGAGGAGAUACCAGAGAGAUCUUGUGAAGACGCAAGUAUCGAGGAACAUUGGUGUACAUGCACUCCUUACGAAAAAAUUGACAAAAAUUCCACUGAAAUUAAGAAGGCAGUUGAUUUUGUAAUAAAUGUCAUGAAUCAAAAAUUAAAAACCUACAAAGCAAAAACUAAGGCCACGACAAAAUAUUCAAAUAAAUGUGCAGAGUUACGUUUAAAGCACAUUCUUAAUGCAUACAUGGGAAAAAGUCUUUUUGGAGAUAUAACAUAUUAUCUCGUGUCAUUUGUUGCAAAACCAAGUCGCGGUGAAUUUGAAGCCACAGUAAAGUACAAUGAGGAUAUUGGGUAUCAUUUAUCAGGGUCCAUCAGCCGACUUAAUUGGUACGGAAAACAAAGCGAUUGUGUGAAUGAUGCAAACAUGAAAAACUAUUGCUUUUGUUAUAAAUAA
Messenger RNA from Culicoides brevitarsis, 1668 nucleotides. RefSeq lists its product as uncharacterized. The transcript is spliced from 3 exons. NCBI's taxonomy places the organism in Eukaryota, Metazoa, Arthropoda, Insecta, Diptera, Ceratopogonidae. Bases 1 to 1668 code for a protein of 555 amino acids. The record is from RefSeq and is a predicted model, not a curated record.